Messenger RNA from Entamoeba invadens IP1, 1971 nucleotides. RefSeq lists its product as hypothetical. Gene Ontology annotation, cellular component: trans-Golgi network. The record is from RefSeq and is a predicted model, not a curated record. The transcript is spliced from 2 exons. NCBI's taxonomy places the organism in Eukaryota, Evosea, Mastigamoebida, Endamoebidae. Bases 1 to 1971 code for a protein of 656 amino acids. Gene Ontology annotation, biological process: retrograde transport, endosome to Golgi.
AUGGAAGUUCCUCCGCAAGCGUAUAACUACAUGAAAGAGGCAAUAGAGUCCUCUGAUAUAGUGAUGGUCCGAGAAUUGUGCAGAGAAUUUGGCGUCCCCUCUGCACUUCGAAUGGAUAUCUGGAAGAUGUUCUUACAACCCAAAAGAGAAUUUGUCGAAGAAAGAAACACACAAGUCAAUUACGUACCCGAGUGGUUACAACUCACUGAAGGACAGAAAAUAGAAGCGACCCAAAUUGCACUCACCAUACACCCCGUAGGUACUCAACCGUUUUUAAAUGGUGUUAUAGAUAUAGCCGCCGUUGUGUCUAAAUUGUAUCCAGAAGAGUCUAAAGAAUUUCGGUGUGGCAUUACAAAAGCACUCUUAUAUAAAUUCCACCCCUUUUUCAAGUAUUUGUACCCAACAAUUGUGACAGGUUUACAAAAUUUGAUUCACAUGUUAUUAUUGUACCACGACCCGAUUUUAUCUAUUCACUUGGAUACUUAUAGAAUCGAACCAACUGAUUAUACCAACUCAUUUGGCUUCAAUUUGUGCAGUGGAAUGUGUGAGGAAUUCGACACUUUGGUCCAUUUGUGGGACGAAUUCAUCACAUUCCCAGACACGACACUCUAUAUCUAUUGUAUCGUGGGGUACCUCAUCUUUAUCAGAGAAGAUUUCUUAGCUGUUAAAAACACUGAAAAAGGAACAAAUUUUGUGAGGAAAAUAUUGGGGAAGAAAUUGAAAGAUGACGAUAUUAAAACAGUUGUUGCUGUUUCCAAAGCAAUUCGACUUUCUACGGCAUCGUCGUUCAAUCGGAUAUUACUUGGUGUGAUGAAUAACUCAGAUGCGUACCAACAGAUCUUUUCCAAAUCUUUGAAUUCGUCACUCUUCUUACCAACACUUACAAAUGAUGUGAUCAACGACAAAAUGAACAGACAAAUGCCGUUUCUAUUUAUCGAUUGCCGACGACAGGAGUCGUUUGAGGUUGGUUCGAUAUUGGCGGCUAUCAAUUUGGACUUCUUGAAACGACAAGACGACAGAAAGUACCUUGACGAUUUAUUUAAGAAUGAGUUGUCAUUGUUAACACAAAAAGACUCUGCUUUUCAUGUCGUGCUAUUUGGGGAUGAUGACAGUGAAGAUGGAGUGCCAGACAUUGGGGAGUUGUCUAUGAUAGGGUUGGACUUUGCUAAACGAGGAGUGAAGCGAGUGUCCAUAAUGAGUCAAGGCUUUGUAACGUUCCACAAGAAUGCGAUGAAUUCGAUCAGAGGAUUCCAGUUAAUGAAUCAUGAGAAUACCAUAUGUCCCCUUUGCACCACUGGAAAGCCUUUGAAAUUUACAGAAGUAGUAAAAAAUAGUAAUUUAAUUAGUGAAACUACUAUAACAGCUGCACAGACCAUAGCCCACAAAACAGUUGAAAAGACUAAAGAAUUGAGUAAUGGUUUGAUGGGCUUUUUGUAUGGGACGGCGGAGAAAAAGGAGAAAGAGAACAAAGAAAGUAAAGAAAGUAAAGAGGAGAUUAAAGAACCACCAAAAGAAAAUCAAAUACCUCAAAAGGAAGAGAAAGUGAUUGAACAAAAACCACAAGAAAUUGUUCCAACAAAGCCAGAAGAUACGCCUGUUGUGAAUGAAGAUGGAAAAACUCCCGAUGAAGAAAAAGAAGAGGAAAAGGAAGACGAAGAAGAUGACGCGUAUUUAAAAGAAAUUAUAUCGGAAUCGUCUCGGUAUGAUUCGUACCUCAACGUCGGAGGUAAACAGACAAUAUGGAAACCGAUUGUUACAGUCGUCACGACCAUAUCACUACUCCUUGUGGAGAUGCAUGGAGAGAAAAUAGUGUUGUUGGAUGACAUAAGCUUUGAAUCUAUAACAAAGGUUGUGAUGAAGAAAUCUGAGCCCGACAGAUUUACAAUUGUCCACACAGGAGGAAAAUGUACAAUUCGUGUGCCCGAGAACUACGCCAAAUUCGUCGAGGAGAUCUCCAGCAUGCAGCAAUGA